Fulvia fulva is the source of this 438-nucleotide messenger RNA. Its product is annotated as AP-2 complex subunit sigma. Gene Ontology annotation, cellular component: AP-2 adaptor complex; intracellular membrane-bounded organelle. The transcript is spliced from 3 exons. NCBI's taxonomy places the organism in Eukaryota, Fungi, Ascomycota, Dothideomycetes, Mycosphaerellales, Mycosphaerellaceae. The record is from RefSeq and is a predicted model, not a curated record. Gene Ontology annotation, molecular function: clathrin-cargo adaptor activity. The coding region runs from base 1 to 438 and encodes 145 amino acids. Gene Ontology annotation, biological process: clathrin-dependent endocytosis; protein transport.
AUGGUCCUCUCCUUCAUCCUCAUCCAAAAUCGCCAAGGCAAGACCCGCCUAGCCAAAUGGUACAGCGGCUACAACGACGACGAAAAGAUCAAGCUCAAAGGCGAAGUCCACCGCCUCGUCGCACCCCGCGACCAGAAACACCAGUCCAACUUUGUCGAAUUCCGCGGCUCCUCCAAAAUCGUUUACCGACGCUAUGCUGGACUCUUCUUCUGCGCGUGCGUCGAUGCGAAUGAUAAUGAGCUGGCGUAUUUGGAGGCGAUACAUUUCUUUGUAGAGGUGUUGGAUCAGUUCUUUGGUAAUGUUUGUGAGUUGGAUUUGGUGUUUAACUUUUACAAGGUAUAUGCGAUUCUGGAUGAGGUGUUCCUCGCGGGGGAGAUCCAGGAGACGAGUAAGCAGGUUGUGCUUACGAGGUUGGAGCAUCUGGACAAGCUGGAGUGA